GCAAGGCCUUUCUUUUCUUUUGUUCUUCUUUCUCAAGAAAAUCAAUUGCUUUCUCAUUCUUUCAAAGAUUUUCUCACUUUUCCUUCAACAAGUUCUAGACUUUUUCUCUCUCUUUUAGUACCUUCUUUUUUGUUUGUAAACAAUCUUUUCUUUUCUUUUUUGUGUCAAGAGAUGGCACAAAUUGAAGUUGAAGGCCAAAUCUCUUUGACAAUUGAUGAUGACGAAAUUUCAGAUUGUGGGUCAGUGUCCGAUGAAACAAGCCCUCCUAGCGAUCCCUUUUGCCGUUUCAAAAGAGAUGGAUUGGUUGAAGUUUCAGAAGGGAAUCCUGAGCAUCACAUAUUGAAGGGUAGUUUUCUCGUGGGCAUGAAGCCUGUGGCUAAGCAAACCAAUGUUGUGGCAAUACACAAGAACUCUUCUUCUAGUUUGACGAGGAAAGCGAGGUUCGAUUCUUUUCGGCUUUUCAUGGAGGCCGUGGCGGAGAAGUGUGGCGGCAAUGCUCAAGAGAGGUAUGCAUGGUAUGGUGGUACGAGGGAGGAACUUCUUGAAAUCGUGAAACAUGGAUUCAGUCGCUGUGGAAAGCCUGUACAUGGUCAGUCUUAUGGUGUUGGUGUUCAUUUGGCUUCUGCCAAAUAUCCCAUGGAAGAUGCUUUAUCCUCUGAAGUUGAUGAGUAUGGGUUGAGGCAUGUUUUACUAUGCCGGGUCAUACUGGGGAACAUGGAAGUGGUUUCUCCUGGUUCCAACCAAUUUCAUCCAAGUUCUCAGAAAUUCGACUCUGGUGUCGACAAUCUAUCAGAUCCUAGAAGAUAUAUUGUGUGGAGUGCUUAUAUGAACUCUCACAUUUUUCCUACUUUCAUGAUAAGUUUCAAGGCCCCAUCCUUGAAAGACUUUCAAGGUUUGCUGCAAGCAAAUGUUCCUAGAGCAAAUGUUCCAAAACCCACAACGCCGUGGAUGAGUUUUCCUGCUCUGAUAACCAUACUUUCAAGGUUCUUAGAUCUUUCUAAAAUGGCAUUGAUCAACAAAUGCUAUAAGGAUUUCAGGGAGAGAAAGAUCAGGCGACAAGAAUUUAUACGAAAGUUGAGGAUAGCCACCGGAGACAAGUUGUUAGCUACAAUAGUUAAACGUCACAGACAAGGAGGCGUUUGAUGCUGAGUAUGUUGGUCUCUUAACUAGCCUGAGCUGCCUCUAUAAUAGAGUAUUUUCUUUAGCGAUGCCAUUUUACUUUUGAUUUGGAAAUGACUGAUAGUAUAGGAUGUUUGGUGUUGUAUCAUUUUUAGAUUUGUUAUAGUUCGCUAACAGGCCAGAUGGGCUUUCACAAUUUCUGUACAACAAUACCAAAUACUCUGAUUUGUAAUAGCCUAGAAAGUGUAAAUGAUAUAAGAACGCAAAAAAAGUUUCAUGUAUACGGUACUUUUUGUUGCGAGUAAUGUUGGUGUGGCAAUGAUAUACUCCAUAGAAA
Quercus robur (English oak) is the source of this 1456-nucleotide messenger RNA. Its product is annotated as probable inactive poly [ADP-ribose] polymerase SRO2. NCBI's taxonomy places the organism in Eukaryota, Viridiplantae, Streptophyta, Magnoliopsida, Fagales, Fagaceae. The coding region runs from base 172 to 1143 and encodes 323 amino acids. The transcript is spliced from 5 exons. The record is from RefSeq and is a predicted model, not a curated record. Gene Ontology annotation, molecular function: NAD+ poly-ADP-ribosyltransferase activity.